AUGCCACCGAACCAUAUCCCCAUCCUCCCCGCCGCUCGUCACGCACCUGCGCAGCCUGUACCCACUGCAUUGCCCGUGCCCUCCUCCUCGCCUAUACCAUCAUCUACGCCAUCGUCCUCCCUGCCUCCUCGGCGCUCUGCCGUACUGGCAGCUUGUGAGGCCUGCCGCCUCAAGAAAGUCAAGUGUGACGGUCGUCGUCCGCAAUGCAGUCGCUGCGAGCGCCUUUCGCCCGGUGGAGCAUGCGAAUACCGCGCAAAUGAGGGCGAGACCCGCGCCGUCGCCCUCAAGAGGCGCGGCAAGACCGCAGAGGACGAGCUGGCCCAGAUGUACGAGCUCUACGACUUCAUCCACAACAGAUCAGAGGCCGACGCAUGGGAGGUUUUCAAGCGCAUGAGGCUUUCCAAGGACCCCCUCGCCGUCUUGCAAUCCGUCAGGGAUGCCGAUAUUGUCCUGCCGAGCCCCUCUCUCUUCGCCGCCACCAGUGACUUGAACGACCCCAGGAUACGCAAGCUCGACGACGACGCCCGGAACAGCAGCCUUGUCAGUGUCCCUGCCCGGCCUUGGACGACCGUUGCCGGCGAUGGCAUAGUCUCUGAGCUUGUCGGUGGCCUUCUCUCGUGGGAUGCAUAUAUGUUUUCCUGUAUUCAUCCCGGCGCCUUCUUGGCUGAGAUGCGGCGCAUGGAUCCCAACACUGCACAGUAUUGCUCUCCAUUCCUCGUCAACGCCAUAUGUGCCUUCAGAGCGUUUAUAUCUAGAAGUGCACGUCACAUGGGGUCCACCUUACGGUGCAACAUGUCGGAGCGUUUCGUUGAUGAAGCAAAGAAGCUGUUUGAGCUCGAAUGUGGGCGCACCAGCCUACCCACCGUUCUUGGCCUCUAUGUUCUCUUCUUUGUAUCAGCCAUGAUGGGAAAAGACCGGGCCGGCUUGAUGUAUCGAUACAUGGCGCAACAUAUGCUGAAGCAGUUGCGCCUGGACAGGCGAUUUGAUAGGUUAGACGAGAUGCAACCAGAGCAAGCUCUAGAGAGGGAAGUAAUUUCAAGAUCAUUGUGGGGCCUGUUCAUACUCGAGAGCAUCAUCAGCUUUGUCUAUCUGCAACCAUCGCUGCUGGCCCCUCCCACUGUGCCGCGGCUGUUUCCGAGUAUCAGCACAAUGCACAGUCAAGGUGAGAAUUUCAACAAUGUCGACCUCCAGGGUGUGGCCUUUAACUUGCUGGACUCGCCCCCACCACCAUUGGUACCUGCUUCUCUUGAUGCACAAUGCCAUCUCUCGGAGAUGCUCCACGAAAUCAUGGAAUACAACCAAAAGGCUCUGGCUGGGAACGAAAUUGGCAGCCCAGAAGAUGUACGGCAUCGCAGGGCUAGCUACGUCAGACUCAUUACUUGGAAGGAGUCUUUGCCCCCUGCCCUUCGAGUUGAGAAUCGGUCACCGCAGACUUCUUACAUUAGGCUUUUCAUCAACGAAGUGGCGUACGGAAUAGUACGCCCGCUUCCUCAAAAGACCCGCUUUGGCGACCGCGGUAGCGUCACAGACUUGCUUCUCCAACACUGUAAGAAUGAUGUCGAAAUGUCAGAAACUUACGCCAGGUUCUGGUCACCUGAGCUCUCGAGUUACUUUUCCAAUGGGCUCUACAACACCAUCAUCACCUUGGCGUCACUGCUCCACGAGCCGCGAUCGCACGAUCUCUUCGCGCGCGCCUGUGGAAUGGAGCGAAGCACCGCGCACUAUUUUCCUCUUGUCAGGUUUAUUCUGAAGGGCACUCACACACUUGUGAUGAGCUUGGGUCAAGAGAUCCCACCUGCGGCUAGGUGGUGUUUUGAAAACCUUGAAUUCAAUGGGGAUGACCUAAAAGACGUCCCUGUCUCGUACGCCCUGCCAUUGCACGAAGAGAUGCGGAAAUCUCUUUUGACAAACGGCGAAGGAGCCGAUGCCGAUGAAGAUCAUGAGAUAGCGCUACAGAUGGGAGCGUUGAUUUCGAAAUGGAACGGCCUAUCCAUGUCGUCCUAA
Diaporthe amygdali is the source of this 2004-nucleotide messenger RNA. RefSeq lists its product as uncharacterized. The record is from RefSeq and is a predicted model, not a curated record. Gene Ontology annotation, molecular function: DNA binding; DNA-binding transcription factor activity, RNA polymerase II-specific; zinc ion binding. Gene Ontology annotation, biological process: regulation of DNA-templated transcription; DNA-templated transcription. NCBI's taxonomy places the organism in Eukaryota, Fungi, Ascomycota, Sordariomycetes, Diaporthales, Diaporthaceae. The transcript is spliced from 6 exons. Bases 1 to 2004 code for a protein of 667 amino acids.